Molecule: messenger RNA, 714 nt
Organism: Eruca vesicaria subsp. sativa (arugula)
Lineage: Eukaryota; Viridiplantae; Streptophyta; Magnoliopsida; Brassicales; Brassicaceae
Source: the annotation of a GenBank genome assembly
AUGGAAGCUCUUUACUCAGAACUCAACUCUCUUCUUCCCCAAACUUCUAGGGAGCCUCUACCACUACCUGAUCAGCUAGAUGAAGCUGAAAACUACAUCAAGGAGCUACAAGUGAACGUGGAGAAAAAGAGAGAAAGGAAGAGGAAGCUUGUUGCGACCGCAGCUUUGGACAAACUGAAUUCCACAGGAUCUUCAUCCAUGUCUUCGAGUGUCGAUGUCUCCGUGCCUAAAUGGUUGCCAAGGAUCGAGAUUCAAGAAACCGGUUCCAUUCUUCACAUCUCUCUUGUGACAAACUUGGAACAUAAGUUUAUUUUCCAUGAGAUCAUUCGUAUUCUCACAGAGGAAUUAGGAGCUGAGAUCACUCAUGCUGGAUAUUCAAUUGUUGAUGAUGCCGUCUUCCACACUCUUGAUUGCAAGGUGGAAGAUUGUGAUUUUGGAGCUAUAAGUAGAAUUUCUGAGAGUCUCAAAAAACUUGUGAACAGUGUCAACUAAUAGUCUCCCUAAUGUAGUAAUGUGUACCCUUUUAACAGCUUUUUUCUUGUUUUUCGUUCUGUUUUAUUGUUCCUUUUCUUGAAUUUAUCUUGUAAUGUGCAAAUGAUGUUUCAUUAUGAGCAAUGCGUACUAUGUAUUUUUUAUAUGAUAUCUGUUCUUUUCAUAAUUAGUUUGGCAGUUAUAAAAAUUGGUUGAACGACUUAGCAUGUGCUAUCUGUAACA